AUGUCUUGUUGUCUGAAAGCUGGGUUUUCUGGCUCCACCAAUGUUAUCAUCAACCAUGGAGGAGGAAGCAGCAAAGAGGCUUUUAGGGUUUGCUCCUCAGCUGGGCCUCUGCAAUUUCAUGGAGUAAAUUCAAAGGAAUUUUGGGGCAAAACUCUUGAUUCCUUGGAUUUGAGAAGGGGUUCCAAAUUUAUUACUAGGGCACCAAAAUUAGACUCUGUAAAUGCACAAGGGUCUGUUUCCUUUGGGAAAGCUUUGAGAUGGUGGGAAAAAUCUUUGCAGCCAAACAUGAUUGAGAUCAACUCAGCUCAAGAAUUGGUAAAUUAUUUGUCUAAUGCUGGUGAUAAUUUAGUUGUGGUUGACUUUUAUUCCCCUGGUUGUGGAGGAUGCAAGGCUUUGCACCCUAAGAUCUGCCAACUUGCUGAAAUGAACCCAGAUGCCAUUUUUCUCAAGGUUAAUUAUGAGCUACACAAAGCCAUGUGCUAUGCCCUUCAUGUUCAUGUUCUGCCCUUUUUCAGAUUCUAUAGAGGAGCUAAAGGCAAAGUCUGUAGCUUUAGCUGCACAAAUGCCACAAUCAAGAAAUUUAAGGAUGCAUUGGCCAAACACGGGGCUUCGGACCCGUGUGUUGUCGGCCUGCCGGCAAAGGGUUUAGACGAAUCGGAGCUGUUGGCAUUGGCCUCAAUCGGUCAGAUAUCUGAAGAUUUGUUAGUAUCUAAGUUAAAAAAUGAAGAGAAUUUGGUUCUUACUGAAGGUGCUAAAUCGAAAAAUGAUGAGAAUAAGAUGGGACUCAGAGAAGGGAAUGCUAUGGUAGCAGCCUGA
This is a messenger RNA of Striga hermonthica, 816 nucleotides long. The record is from the annotation of a GenBank genome assembly. Lineage: Eukaryota; Viridiplantae; Streptophyta; Magnoliopsida; Lamiales; Orobanchaceae.